Tripterygium wilfordii is the source of this 2088-nucleotide messenger RNA. RefSeq names its product glutathione S-transferase T3-like. The transcript is spliced from 2 exons. Lineage: Eukaryota; Viridiplantae; Streptophyta; Magnoliopsida; Celastrales; Celastraceae. The record is from RefSeq and is a predicted model, not a curated record. The coding region runs from base 992 to 1960 and encodes 322 amino acids.
AUAUCCGAGUGGAAUUGCCUUUUCUUUAGCUAGCUGGAGUCGCAAAACUGUUAUAGCUUUGCUUGGAAGACUAGGGCCAAGGCUCUAUCUUUAAUAGAGGGGUGCUCCUGCUUGGUUUAAACUCAAAUGAUGGAUCAAGGGGUGUCUUAAUUUGUCUAUGGUACUUGUUUUUAGAGGCUUUUAGACCUAUAGGGCUGCCUCCAAUGAUGAUAAACUUUAGUUCUUCUGAAGUAGUUUUUGAGGAAAUUUUUUUUGGAGACCUGAACUGAGGAGGCUGAGCCAUUAGAAGAUAACUUUCUUCUCUGGAGCUCUAUUUUCAGAUAAUUUUUUUUGUGUAGUUCUCGUUUGUCUAUAUUUACGACAAUGGAAAUUGAAGAUCUUGUUUAUCUCUUAUGAUGAAAUUAACUUUUGUUCUCCUGAGAUUUAAAGUGCUGAAAAAAUUUGGAGACCUGAGCUGAAGAGUUUCUAAGGAUCUUUCGUAUCUCUCUGUUUCCUUAACAAUUUUUUUUUUAUAAUUUUUAAUGAUAUGGUUUAUUUAAUAUAAUAGUUGCCGACGUCAUCAUGUAUCUGGUAUUAAAUUAGGGUUCUUUCUUUAAGUUCCUAUUGUGUGAUGAGAAUUUAUUUUUGCAUUCUAAUUGUUGUCUUGUUACCAAGGUAGACUAUAGAGACCAAGUAGAAUAGUGGUGGAAUUGGAAAUCUCUCAAAAUCGUGUUGAAUCGCAUGUGAAAUCGUUGAAAUCGGAAUUUCACACACGAUUUCAACGAUUUAUUUUCCUUAUUAAUUGCCUAAUACCCUAAAGCCUAAUGUCUUGUUACUCACUAGUCACUUGCUUCACGUAUGAUAUCAUAUGUUGAAUCAAAUCUGGGAAGCCUAAUCACCAUGAUGAGGUAUGAAUAUUAGUUAUUCGAUUGAAUUAAGUUUUCAUAUUGUACAACUUUUACUUGUGGAGUACUGACUGCAUGUUUGAUAUUUUUAGUUUUACAGCAGCCCUAUGGAAAAAGAUGCAAGUCAGAGCAGCUCCAACGGUACCCUCAAAUUAGAGAAAAUACCAUUUUGGGGGACCAUUUUUGAUUUUGAUUGCUCCAACCAGUCCCUCAUAUUCACCCGCAAAAUAAGGAAACUCUCACAUCUUGAUCAAAGUUGGGGAGACUCCACUCUCCCUCAAAACAUUAAAAAUUAUUAUUUUCUCUUUCCUUCCUAUUUUCUCUCCAUCUUCGCGCGACCUUGCUCCUCUCCUGACCUAGAUCGGCACCACCACUUAGAUCGGCACCAUCAAAGCUUUCGUAACUAUCGCCUGCCUCUGCGCUUUCCUCCUCUCUCCCAUCACCUUGAAACAUUUGACCAGAUUAUGGCAGCUCAACAAAUGUUCAAGAGUAUAGAAGGUCAUGCGUUCCACUUCUUACAUUGUUGGCAUGAAUUAAGACAUCACCCCAAAUGGUUAAUGGAUCAGUCUACAAAAAAGACAAAGAACACGAAGAACGCAAGUCCACAAUCUUCUCCUACACUUAGUCCUAACAUUGUCAAUCUAGAUGAGGAGAACAGUGUGCCAAGCACUUUUGUUGGAUUAGAGCGACCACCCGGUAGAAAAGCAGAGAAAGAACGCAUUCGGAAAGGCAAAGCUCGUGAUCGUGACAAUGGGGAUUCACCACUCGCUUCAGUGACCAUGCUACUAAAAUUUGAUGAAGAGAGCACAAAAAGAGAAACUCGUUUUGAGAGAGCAUACACGCAACAACAAGAGUUGAUUGAUAUUGAGAAGAUGAAGUACACGCAACAACGAGAUUUGAUUGAUAUUGAGAAGCAAAAGUAUAUGCAAAAACAAGAAAUGAUUGAUAUUGAGAAGAAUAAGGAAGAGGAGAGAAUCAUGACUACUAACACUACUGAUAUGCCUCCAAGUUUAGCAAAAUACUAUGAGAGUCGCAAGGCAGAGAUAUUAGCUAAACGAGCUUUGAGUGAGUGUUGAUAUGAUGAUUUUGUGGUUUGUAGUCAUCUUAUUUUCAUGUCUUUUGUUGACAUUAACUUUUAAUACAAUGACUUGGUGGUAUUUAUUUGUAUUUAUUAAUAAUAAGUUAAACUUGAAGGUAGUUAAAA